AUGGAGCGGCCCCGGCUCCCGCUGCCCCGGGCCCCGCCGCCGCUGCCCCGGCUCCUGGCUGCUGCAGUGCUCGUGGAAUGCUGCGCGCGGCUUUGCCCCGCUCUGGGCAGCGGGGCCGGCUCGGCUCUGAGCGCUGCCGACCCCUGCGCCCACCUGGGCACCGCGGCGGGGCAGCGCUGCCGGACAGAUCGCCCGGGGCCCGGAGCUGGCACAGGACAGGCGCCCACACCAGAGGCCGUGGGGCAGCUGUGGACAGAGGCUGAAGUGCUGCCCUUCCCUGGGACCCCCGCCCACACAGCCGAGCUCUCCAGCCCGCAGGACAGCCCCAGAGGCCCCGGGCUGGGCAGGGAGGGGACAGGGCCGGUGCGGGGUGGAACGAGCAGCGAGCCCCUGGGGCCCCUGGGCUCUGCAGGCAGGGAGCUGCUGUCCCCUGCCAGCCUGGGGGACACCAGUGCAGGGGCCCCAGUGGACACAGGGACAGGUCCUGCAGCCACGCACCCCCCUGCAGGACGUGUGACAGUAGAAGGUGCCACAGCCGUGCAGGGGACACUUCCACAUUCACCCUCUGUGACAGUGCCAGGUUCUGCCAGGGGACAGUGGAGGUCCAGCAGCAGCCUGCUGGGAUGGAGGGCCAUGGGGACAGCCCUGGUGCAGAGCCAGAAUGACUCUCUCCAGCUGGGUGACAGCAGCCCAGGGACCCGUCCGAGCACCGUGGUGGCCACUGACAGCUCAACAUUGGGGACAGCAGGGACAUCACCCUUUGCUGGGGGGCUGCAGAGGCUGCUGACCCCCACAGGGACACUGCAGGGGACACAGUGGGCGCUGCCAGGGGUGUCAGAAGAAGCUUCCCACUCACAGGAGGGUCCCAGCUCUGCCCCUCACCCCUCUGCACUGUCCCUUGGGGCUGGUGGGGGCCCUUUGGCCAGCACAGCCUGGCCAGCCGUGGGGACAGGCCCAGCCUUGCUGCCUGCCACACGCAGGGGCUCAGGGCUGCCUGUCCCCACCACCACUGCCAGCACCCCAGGGGUGACAUCUGGCCAGGGAGGAGCCCUGGACCUGACCACAGGGGUCUUGGGCCCAGCUGACAGGGAAGGUCCCCCUGAGCCCAGUCACACCCCCCUGAGCCCGUCAGCCGUCCCGGGACAGCCCCCUGUCCCCUCGGCCCCUGGCAGCACCGCUGUGGCACAGGGUGGGGUGACACAUGCCAGUCCUGGAGCCUCCCCCACUGCCCUGUCCCCAGAGCCUGCCCCAGCCAGCGGCUCUGCAGUGACCCUGCUCUCCACCCCGCUGCCUUCCCCAGGGACCAGCCGGGGUGUCCUGGGAUUCAGCCCCACUGUGGGCACCCCCCCGGGAGACCCCUCCCCAGGGCUGCCCCAUUCCAGCUCCAGGGUGGGUCCUGCUGAGAGCCCUCCAUCCCUGGGGGGGGCCCAGGUGGGAGUGGGCAGCCUGGAACCCCCCUCAGCACCUGGGCCCCCCCAGCAGCCAGCUUCAUCUCAGCCUGCAUCUUCCCAGCCUGCAUCUCCCCUGGGACUGACCACUGCUCUUGGUGCCACCACCACCGGUGUCACUGCCACCAUCACAACUGCCACCAGCCCAGAGAGGCUCAGGGACAAGGGCACGGUCACAGCAGAGCCACGUGCUGCUGUACUGCAGAGGGAUAUGGUGGGGCCGACAUGGGGGUCCCCAGCUCCUGUGCCCACUGUGACGCCCAGGAACCCCCAGCAGCCCACAGGUUCCCAGGGUGGGGGUCCUGGGGCCCCCCCAGCUGCUGUGGACACAGAGCUGGCGCAGCCAUCGAGCAGCCCCAGAGGGAGGACAGACACCGAUGCCCCCCUGGCUGGGGUGGGCAGGGCUCCCCAGGUGUUCAUCGUGGAAGAUCAGCCUCCACUCCUGAAAGCGUCCCUCCUGCGCAUCCCCUGCGAGCUGGUGCUGGACAUGGGGUUCGUCCCGGCCCUGCAGGACCCCGGCUCCCCGGAGCGCCAGGAGCUGCUGCACGGCUUCAACCAGACCGUCACUCCCCUGUUCACGGCGCUGCCCGGGUUCCUGCGGCUGGAGGUGACAGAUGUCAGGGAGGGCAGCGUGGUGCUGCGCUACGAUGCGCUGUUCGCGGCGGAGCAGCUGCCGGGGCCGGGGCUGGACGAGCUCCUGGAGAGCGCGCUGGGCUCCGUCCGUGCCGUGGGCGCAGUGCCCGUGCUGCGGCACGGGGCUCUGGCGCGGCCGCUGGACCCCUGCGCUCUGCUCUUCGCUUGCCCGUCCGGCUUCGCCUGCGUGCCCAGGGCGGACGGGAACGUGACCUGCACCUCGCUCUGCCACCGUGACUACUGCAAGAACCACGGCAUCUGCUCCCAUGCCCAGGACCACCAGCCCCGCUGCCAGUGCCCCGUGGGUAGCGAUUUCUGGUUCAUGGGGCUGCGCUGUGACUACCGGGUGACACAGCAGGGCCUGCUGGGCAUGGCAGCCGGGGUCCUGCUCAGCAUCCUCCUCCUGGGCGCCGUCCUCGCCGCCGUCGCCGUCCGCCGGUUCAAGGCGCUGCUGCUGGAGGCCAGGGCGGACCAGACCCGCAGCAGCUAUCGCCGUUUCUGCCGCCUGGACGAUGUCUCAGCCCAGUACUGGUCACGCUCGGGGCUGCCCUCGGCCAGCUCGCUGGACAAUCCAGCCUUCAGCAACUCGGAGGAGCUGCUGCACCUGCAGGUCCUGGACGGCUGCUGCGGCUGCCGGGGGGACUCGGGCGGUGCCAAGCGGGGCGCGGUGCCCUGUGCCCACCCGCGGUGCCAGCCCAGUUUCCAUUACGACUGGGACACCAGCUCCAGCAGCAUGAACGACCCCAUGGUGGACUCGGGGAAAGCCAGUGACAUCUCCGUGUCGAGCUGGCCCAUGGAGCCCAUCCAGUGGGCUCCCUUCCCUCUCCUGCAGCAGCUCUCCAGGCAGCGAGCGCACAAGGCGCGCUGGCCGCAGCCGCUGAGCGAGGGGCUGGAGCUGGGCACGCUGGAGCGCAGCUGGACGGCCUGACCACGGACAGCACACAGCGACCAGGGUCAGCUUUAAAACCAACCACAUUUUAUUUCCACGUAACGAGCUCAGUGAAGGAAUUCCACACACUUGGACGAUACAAUCAAGGCGGGUGUGAUGUCAGUGAUGUCAGUCCCAGCGGGGCAGGGCCCGGCCAGCCCGGCCCCGGUUCUGUCCGCGCCUCGCCAGCUCUGGCUGGGACUGCAGACUCCAGAGCAGGCAGAUACAGAGAGGUGUCAGGACACACAGUGCUGGCAUCCACCAGGUCAUCGCUUAGAGGGGCAGUCUGGCAGAAAGGCUGGCGGUUCUGGAGGGCACAUCAGCUCUGGGCUCUGCCCCACGGCCGCCGUGGGAGGACACGGGAGCGCCGCUGCGUCGUUCAUCGUGAUUCAUGUCAAUGAGGUAUAAACACCAGGAUGUUGUAAGCAUUAAAGUUUAUUUUCCAAAAUGCUCUCCUUAUUCGCACAUGUCCUCUGGAGCAUCGAGCUGGGCACAAAUGGUGGGGGCUGGAAAUGGGGCGCUGUACGGAGGGCAACGGGGUCCCAAAGGUGCUCGGAUAGAAAAGGAAAAGCAAGCUGCAGUUCUACACUUAGACUCUCAUAGUCUCAGAGGGGGCACGUUGAGGGAGAUUUUUGCUAGAAUAAAAUGCAGAUCUCUUCAUAAAAAAAUCAGUUUGCUAAAAGAAAACUCAACCUAUGGGAAUACAGAGCUAUCGGAUCGGUCGAUAUUCUCAUCGUAUAGAAAACAGCCUACAAAUAAAGUCACAAAAAAUAGACAGUUAUAUGCUGAGCAGCCAAAAACAUCAUGAUUUAUUAAUAUCUGGAGAAACUUCAUAAUUCAAACACAACCAAACUGUACAUUUUACAAUCACAUUCUAUUUGUAAACAGUUAAAAGCCACUGACUUCUUUUGCAUCUUCGGACACAAACAUUAGAAUCAAGGCAAUGAAAUGAUGGCGAUUUCUGCACUGUUAAAAUUUUUACCCUUGCCUAGUCUGCAAUUCAUGGACUAAACAAGCAUUCAAUAAUACCUUUUGUGGCAAGAGGAUGUAACUCGUUCACUUUUGCGAGAAAGAACUUGCGAGAACUUUGUCAACAUUGAAACUGGAUACACACACGAUCUGUAAGCCCAGCCCGUGGUUACAGGAUGCAUAGUUACUCAGGUCGGCUUGGGGCCACGGCCCCACGGUAACACAGUCACAGAGCAGGAACAGCCACUCGAUGGGAUUACAAAAACUCGGAUAACUACGGAUUAUUAGCAAACCACCACCACUCACUAAGAAAAGACAGCGUCAAAAGCAGAAUGUCCAACUCCAGCUUGAAGCGUUUUUUUUUUGGCAGAGAAAAGUCUUACAGAGCAAUAAGUAUUAUCAGUGCUAAAAGUUGAGUUUUUUUUUUUUUUUUUCCUAUAAGAAACUACAAGGAGUUUUUACUGGGGAACUGGUUUUCCUGAGAGCCAUGCUCUUUGAUUUAGGAUACAGGAAUAGAAAACAAAAGGACAUGGCCAAACACUGUUCGUUAUUCCCAGAGAUAGAAAGCAUCUUUUUCAUUCUCAAUUUUUUUUUUUUGUCUUUUUAAAAAUUUUUAAAAUGAUGGAAGAGUAAACAUUUUUCUCAAAAAACAAAAAAAAUAUUCUGUAAACAAGAAGGUGCCAACACGGGCACCCCCAAAACAAAAUUGAAAGCCUAUUGAAAGUGCAGGACCCCCCUGGCUUGCAGGCUGGGUUGCAAGUCACAGCUGUGGCCACAGUUUUUUAAACUGCAGAGCUAAAUUCUUUAGUUUUAUACAUGAAAAAACUGGUGCAAUACUUUCAUUCAUAAUCCUAAGUCAGUAUCCUAACUCGAUCUUGGAACGCCACGACACCACGAGCAGGUAGGCAAACAUCAAGGCAUAGUAGAGAGCGCACACUGUUUGUAGGAACAUCCUUGAGUAAACACUUACACGUGAGCUGCUGCUCCCACAGCACGGGGAGCAGCAGUCAGUGCAACGUCAGAAAAGCUCAUACUCCAACAUCAUCAGCAAAAUGCAAAUAAAAAGGAAAAAAAAAAAAAAAAAAA
Molecule: messenger RNA, 5064 nt
Organism: Catharus ustulatus (Swainson's thrush)
Lineage: Eukaryota; Metazoa; Chordata; Aves; Passeriformes; Turdidae
Product: nascent polypeptide-associated complex subunit alpha, muscle-specific form-like
Exons: 11
Coding region: 1-3009 (1002 amino acids)
Source: RefSeq, a predicted model, not a curated record